GAGCUACAAAAUAGUAAAUACAGACACAUCCAGACUCCAGUUUUGUUGUUAUCGGCCGCUUGCAAUUUGCAAUGUUUUGUUGGAGUGUCUGCGGGUCGUGGAGUUCAACGACAACUACUUCUGGUGUGAACUGCGGGUUCGCGGAAAAAUGAUUUCCAAAUAGGUGAAAUUAAUCGCUUGUUGCUACGCAUCACGUUUCUUCGUACUUUUGCAGAUAUGCGCCACGGAGUACUACCCGUACAUAAUAUAUCAAAGUGGUGUCAAAAUGAUGAUGGUACGAAAAACAACGAUUUUUAAACUAUGUCGACUGUAGCAGAAGAUAAAAAGUCAAUCAGAAUGGUUGGCCCUAAAGUUUCACAGAUCGCCAAUAUCUUUCAGCGGCCUGCAGUGACCAAAGACACUGAUAUAAUGGCUGUUAAGCAAAAUGUUUCGCCAACCCUUGAGAAAAAACUUCCAGCCAAAGUUGAAACGCCUAACCAAGUGACCGUUGUGAGAACUGAGAGUCAUUUAGCAAGAUUUAAUAACGCUAGAGCAUUAUUUGAAAAAUUAGGAACUGGGGAAACUAAGACAACAUUACUAGAAAAAAUAAAGCAGAGCAAUUCUCAAGACAGUAUUUGUGCAAAUUCAAGAUCUCCUAGUCCACCAUCAAAUCAUUUAAAAGCUAAUGGUGUUCUUACUAGUGCACAAAGUCAUUCACAGUUAAAUGGUGGUAAAGUGACAGAAAAACCUUCAAAACCAGAAAAACCAGAAAAGAAAUUUAAUAGUCGUGAAUUGAUAGAAAAACAAAAAAACUGGACUUCACAUUUUUCUAAAUCACCAAGAUCUUCCAAUUCCAGGUAUAACAGUGACCCUAGUCCAAAUGAAGUUAGAGGAUGGACUCCAAAUGUUAACACUGAAAGAAUUUCUAGAACAUCAUCCACAUCUUCAUUACCGAAAAAUGUUGCUCAUCCUUCGAGUCCUCCGCCACAUCCUCCAUUUGUUAUUGAUAAAUCUAUUUCUCAAGAUACUAUGGAUACAAAUAUGAGAACAAAUAUGCAUACCAAUGAUGUAAUUGAGCUUAUUUCAAAUGAAGAACAAUACAAAGAACCUUUCAUUGGUAAACAAAUUGAAGAAAAGUCAAUUGAAAUAAGUACAGAUGAUUAUUUAAGUACUGUUCAAGAAAAUACAAAGAUUGAAGAACAAUAUAAUGAUAUUGAGCCAAAAGAUAAUUGUCUUAUUAAUAAACAAGAAAAUUCAUUUGAUGUAUCUAAUUCUUAUAUAAACCCUGAAAAGGCAGAUAGUUUAAACUCAUCAAUUAAUGAAUUUAAUGAUAAUCAAUUUGAGAAAAUUAUUGAAGACAUUAGCUUAAGUUUGAAUGAAGCCAAUUCAUCUACACCAAAAGUCCAAUUUAAUAUUGGAGAUACUGCCUGUCAACCAGUAAUAAUUACUCCAUUAGAAAGUGAAGGAGAUUCUGGGUUUAUAUCUUCAGAAGCUGUUAGUGUGCCCGAUCUGAAUAAAGAUUUAAAUAAUGUACUAACUAAUGUUCAAUUAACUGAUGAUGAUGAAGCUGAAGAAGGCAAAAUUUCUUUGGAUUUGGGAGAUAAAAGUUUGAAUAGAAGUUCAGAAGACAUUAUUGAUCUUGAAUCGUCUGGACAGCCAGAUAUGAUGACACCAGAUGAAGCUGAGCAAUUACUUAGUACAAAAAUCCUGGAAAAAAAAAGUAUUAGUCAAGACAACUUAUUGUCUGAUGAAGAAGCCAAAGAAAUUAAAAAGUUAUUAUCGCCAUCUGAUAAUAAAUUGAAUACAUCAGACUGGAUGAGUGAGGUUGUAUCAGUGGAAUCUGAACAUGCGAAUAAUCAAAGUCAAGAAAUGAAUGAAACUAUUAAUAACUAUAAUAUGGAGGAUUUUUAUGUGGAUGACUCUUGGGAACAAAGCUACAAUGAAUCAAAAACAGACACUUCAGUUUGUAAUGAGAGUGUUGAAAUAGAAGAAUAUGAAUGUGAUGGAGAUAUAUACAAAUCCAAAGGCUUUAUUCCGUUGCCUACCAAAGAAAUUUUUGAAGAAGGUGGCGUUCAUUAUUAUGAAGAUGGACACUUCUGGAUGGAAGUUCCUGGGUUACCAGAACGCGAUUUAGAUGACGAAUGCCAUAUUCAACCUAAACAAAACAUGAAAGUGAAAUUCAGUAUUGAUCCAAUUAAGGUUUACAGUACAUUUUCUAUGGAUGAAUAUGAUCGUCGUAAUGAAGAUGUUGACCCUGUUGCUGCUUCAGCUGAGUACGAAUUAGAAAAACGAGUAGAGCGUUUAGACUUAAUGAAAGUUACAUUAUUAAAAGGUCCUGAAGGCUUAGGUUUAUCCAUUAUUGGAAUGGGAGUUGGUGCUGAUACAGGUCUUGAAAAACUUGGUAUUUUUGUAAAAACCAUCACACCUAAUGGAGCUGCAGCUGCUGAUGGCCGUAUUCAAGUAAAUGAUCAAAUAAUUGAAGUUGACAACAAAUCAUUAGUUGGAGUUACACAAGCAUAUGCAGCAUCAGUAUUAAGGAAUACUUAUGGCCAAGUAAAUUUUGUAAUUGGAAGAGAAACUGAUCCUGAAAAUAGUGAAGUUGCUCAUUUAAUUCGUCAGUCAUUGGAAGCUGAUCGAGAAAGAGACACUCAGAGACGUCAAUUGGAACAUUCAUUAAACCAGCAAUUUAGUAAUGAACGAACAGAGUCAUCAAGUGAAGAUAUAAGUAAAAUAGAAGACGUAAACACAGUUCAGACUUUACGAGAAUUAUUGCAAGAAAGUCGUUUAAAUGUAGCUAAAGCAGAAGAUGAAGUUAGCAAACUGAAAACCAGGGUUGAAGAGUUAGAGUGGAAUGGAGCCAGUAACAAAAAGGAAAUUUCUGAUAAACUUAUACAGUCUGGAUUACAUUUGAAUGAGUUGGAUAAAUGUUUGUAUGUGGCUAAAAGAGAUAAAGAGACAUAUCAAGGAAUGCUACAAACAUCAGAAGAGCGAUAUAUAAAUUUGGAAAAAAAAUAUUUAAAGCUAAAGAAAAUUUUAAAAGAAUUUCAACAACGUGAAGCAGAUCUAAUACACAGAGAAGAGUAUUAUUUACAAGUAUUGCAAGAAAAAGAUACUGAGUAUAAUGCUUUAGUUAAAGCACUAAAAGAUCGGGUAAUACAAGUUGAACAUGAGCUUUUAGAAACACAACGUCGUGCAGGUUUUCCAGUUCAACUUCCUCAAAAUACUACUAGCACUAGUCAUUAUUUAUCUACAUUGACACCUCUUGUUAAAAAAGCUAAGUCAUCUCCUGUGACGCCUUUACUUCAGCAAUUAGGAGCAGAGUUAUCAGAAUCGGAAGAUUGUUUUGAGGAUGAAAAAGUUGGUACAGUCGAGCGAAAGUUACCUGUUAAAGAAGAAUUAGACCGAGCUGUACCUCAACACGAGCUUUUAGACGUUUCAUUAUCAAAAAGUAAAGCUGAGUUAGCUGCAAGAGGUCUUGCUACACGUCAAUUACCAACAAAUCUUCGGAAAUCAUUAUCUAAUAGUAGUCUGGAUUAUAAUAUUGAGGAGGCUAAUGGUGCUGAUGAAGUUAAACCCCUAGAAUUUUCUAAUGAAACUAAAGACAUUUCUAAUGAACUAGUAGCUUAUGAACAAAAACAAAUUCCACAGUAUGCUUCUGUUCAAAAGCCUCAAGUUCAACAGACUGAUCACUUUUUAGCUCGAGUUCAACAGUCCACUCAUUGUCGUAAUUUAAACGGGCCACCACCAUCAUUAGCUGAACAGCUAAAAAUUGUACUUGCUGAACGUGAAUCACGUUUGUCUGAAUCAAACAGUGUGUAUACGUCUGAUCAUAAUAGUUCAACAAGUUCUUUCGCAGAUGAAAUAAGAGAAGCUAGCUUAAAUUUAAAGAAAGCCAACACAUCAUGGCAGCAAAAUACUACUCAGCUACCUCAGAGUUCACCUUCUUCAGUUUCGUCAUCUGAAAGUGCUUCACCGGGACAUUAUGCUUCUGAUUUAAAUAAUUCAAAAAUAAUUGGUUCAGCUGAUUCCAUUGAUGUAUGGACAUCUUCACAAUUAUCUGACAGUUCCAAUACAGAAAGAAAAAAUACACAUGUUUGGCACAACGCUCCUGUGCAUGAAUGGUCAAAAGAACAAGUUUGCCAGUGGCUAUUAGCAUUAGGACUUGAGCAAUACAUUUCAAAAUUUAUGGAACACCAAGUUUCAGGAGUUGGACUUCUAAAUUUAGAUACUAAAGAUUUUAAACAUUUUGGUAUUGUUGGAGAUGAUAAAAAUAGACUAAAGCGUAAACUCAAAGAUCUUAAAACUCAAGCAGAUAAAGAAAAAAGACAUACACAAAAAGAGCGAAAAGAAAAGGAGCGACUUCAAAGAAAAGCAGAAAAAUUGGCUGAAAAAGCAAGCAAACGUAAAUAAUCUUGCCUUAAGUAUUUUAUUCUUUUACUUCUAGUCUUUAGUGUAAGUGUUAAGUUUUUUUGUUUUUUUUGUUUUACGUUAUGUAAUACAAUCAAUGUACAACAAAAAAUACAUUUUUCCAUUUAGAAAAAUAUUUGUAUUCUUGAAAUACUUAAAAAAAAAAACAUUUUUCACGAGUAGAAUCAAAUAAAUUGCUCAUUAAAUUUAAGUACUUAAUUAUUCACAGUAUUAGAACAAUGUAUACUAAUUAAAUCACUCUUAUAUGUAUUACAAGUCAUUUUUAUGUAUAUUAUUUAGAAGAUCAGUGUUUUAAUGAAUUGAGAUUUCUUAAGUAAAAUAUAUUUUAAGUUAAGCAUUUAACAUACUAAAGUCAUCAACUGUUUUAGCAUAUUAUGAUGACCCUUAUUUAAAUUACUAGUUAAUUUAAUACAGUUGUAGUAUUUAAAUUAUAUUAAAGAUAUACUAUAUUUCUAGUCUUUCCACUACUUACAGUUUUUAAAUCCGUUGAAUAUUUAUGAUAUUUUCGAUGCAUGCAUACCUGGC
Messenger RNA from Adelges cooleyi (spruce gall adelgid), 4932 nucleotides. RefSeq names its product neurabin-1-like. Bases 301 to 4389 code for a protein of 1362 amino acids. The record is from RefSeq and is a predicted model, not a curated record. Gene Ontology annotation, cellular component: dendrite; cytoplasm; actin cytoskeleton. NCBI's taxonomy places the organism in Eukaryota, Metazoa, Arthropoda, Insecta, Hemiptera, Adelgidae. Gene Ontology annotation, molecular function: actin filament binding. Gene Ontology annotation, biological process: neuron projection development; calcium-mediated signaling; actin filament organization. The transcript is spliced from 24 exons.